Messenger RNA from Mya arenaria, 1315 nucleotides. Its product is annotated as E3 ubiquitin-protein ligase TRIM71-like. Gene Ontology annotation, molecular function: zinc ion binding. The record is from RefSeq and is a predicted model, not a curated record. Bases 121 to 1167 code for a protein of 348 amino acids. Lineage: Eukaryota; Metazoa; Mollusca; Bivalvia; Myida; Myidae. The transcript is spliced from 2 exons.
GUUUGGCAAGAAAAUGAAAUAUAUAUUUGAUUUAAUGAAGGAUAGCUAUGGCUUUAAUUAAUUAAGAUAUCGGUGUGAACAUCUAUGAUAAUUUUAUUUUGUGAUACAAUUUAGAUUGCUAUGGCAAGCACAGCUCGGAGUCGGAAGGGGAAACAGGAUGUUAUUGGGCCUGGUGAGUUUGCCUGUGGUCCAUGUAGUGCUGACAGCAAGACCCAACUUGCCAUCGGAUAUUGCCAAUUUUGCAGACACUACCUUUGUAAAAACUGCUUUGCAUAUCACCAAAACCUUGGACGAGCUCAUGUCUUACUGGACAAAGACACUAUGCCCAGAGAAGUGUCUACCCCAGCGGUCAGUAUGGAUCCAUUGUUAGAAACCUGCCGAGAACAUAAGCACAAGAUUCUGGAGCUGUAUUGUAAGGGCCACGAUGAAGUGUGUUGCGUUAUCUGUGCCACAGCGAAACACAAGAACUGUGACUACGUCUACAUACCGGACUUCACAGAAACUCUGUCAACUCCGCCAAAUGAGGAUUGUUCCAUGGUUCUAAAAUUAAUUCAAGCUCUGAUUGGUCAAUUGGAACAUGUUAAAGGGGAGUCAAAUAAAAGACUCAAAGACAUGGAAAGACAACGGAGAGACUUCGCUAUGGCUGUGAGACGUUAUCGGAAGGAAAUUGAUGUGGUCUUGGAACAACUUGAAAAGCAAGUCCUUAGUGGUAUGAAACAGGUUAUUGAAAUAAAUACCAAUGAUCUUAAUGAACAGAUCAACAAAUGUGACUCCUCGCUCGAGGCUUUACGUAACACUUAUAAGAAGACAGAAUCUGCCAUGGAGUCGGAGAGUGUGAAUAGAGUAUUCACCAUUGCCAAAACAAGCAAGCGUCAAGUACAGGAAAAUAACAACGUUCUGAAGGAGGUAAAGGAUUCCAGCUACAACGUUGAUGUUAAAUUUGAUGAAAAUUUUGAGAUCCUCAAAAACAUGCGGAAAAUGAAGAUGUUUGGGAAAGUGUCUGUGAAGAAAGACCCAGUUAGGUUUGGCACUGGUUUACAUGAGGAUAAUGAAAAUGGUGUGAAACCAGGCAAAACACAUGGACCAGUCAAGAAGAACAUUGAUGGGGCUGUUAACAAAACGCACGAGCAAAAAACAGAAAUGAAUGAUGAAAACAGACAACAAUAGAGAAGCAAUUUAAGCUCAGUGCAUUCUUUCUCAAAUAGUGUGUACAUGAAGUGCUAGAACUAUGGUAACAGAUAUACUGCCACUUUUUAUUUCUGUCAUAUUAAUUUCGUGUAAUUACAGUUUAUACAUUUUGUUCACUAUAACUUAU